GAUGGAGCUGCUGACUGGAGAGGUUCCUGUAAGGUGUCAGGAUGUGGCGGUCUAUUUCUCCAUGGAGGAGUGGGAGUAUAUAGAAGGACACAAGGAUCUGUACAAGGAGGCCAUGAUGGAGGCUCCCCGGCCUCUGACAUCACCAGAUGGAUCCAGGAGGAGAAAUCCCCCCGAGAGAUGUCCCCGUCCUCUGUAUUCCCAGGACUGUCCAGAGGAGAAGCUCCCAGAGAACCAUCAGGUAGAUGGAGCUGAAGUCUCCCCAGAAUCUGACCAGAAAGGGAUUGAACCGAAGAUUGUUUUACAUUUUUUCUUGUUAAGGAUGAAAAUCUGAUUGAUAUUAAGGUUGAGGUUAAAGAUGAAGCAGAAAAG
Molecule: messenger RNA, 369 nt
Organism: Bufo gargarizans (Asiatic toad)
Lineage: Eukaryota; Metazoa; Chordata; Amphibia; Anura; Bufonidae
Product: zinc finger protein 667-like
Exons: 3
Coding region: 2-331 (109 amino acids)
Biological process (GO): regulation of DNA-templated transcription
Source: RefSeq, a predicted model, not a curated record